This is a messenger RNA of Carcharodon carcharias (great white shark), 2134 nucleotides long. Its product is annotated as caspase-8-like. Gene Ontology annotation, biological process: negative regulation of extrinsic apoptotic signaling pathway via death domain receptors; proteolysis. Bases 138 to 1877 code for a protein of 579 amino acids. The transcript has 11 exons. Gene Ontology annotation, molecular function: cysteine-type endopeptidase activity; protein binding. The record is from RefSeq and is a predicted model, not a curated record. Lineage: Eukaryota; Metazoa; Chordata; Chondrichthyes; Lamniformes; Lamnidae.
CGGGGCACCAGCAGUGACUCAGCGCCCACACACCGAACAAGCUAACAUUUCCGUAUCCGCCGAGGCUCAGAUCCGCCGAUCCCGGCCGGAGGCUGCGCCGCCACCGCCGGACCUGCUCCCAGGUUUUCGAAGACACGAUGGAGGACAUCAAUUUCCAGUUUCAAGCCCUUCUCAAUGACAUCAGUGAAAACCUGGGCUCUGACGAGCUGAAGGCGAUGAAAUUUUUUUGCCGAGAUUUGUUGCGCAGUAACCAACUCGGCCGGGCUGAUUCUGGGCACAAACUCUUUAUCGCUCUGCAGGAGAAGGGCUUUAUCGAUGUGAGUGAUACCUUCCUCGUGGCAGAGUUGCUGUACCGGACAAAACAAUUUAAGCUUCUGAAGAAGAUGAGAUACGACAGGUGGGAGGUCUCAAGGCAACUGAAAGAUCCGGCCAAGGCCAGGAUCUCAUUGUACAGACAGCUUUUGUUCGAGGUGUCGGAGGAUAUCACGAUGAAGGACUUGGAGGCUGUGAAGCAUUUCUUGCACAACUGCUUAUCCAAAUCUAAACUGGAGAGCAUCACGACAAUGUUGGAUGUCUUCAUUGAAAUGGAGAAGGAGGGAUUACUGGAAGAAGGGAAUAUGGAACUUCUGAAGAAGAUCUGCAAGGAACUUGGGGAGCAUUUAGUGAUGAAGUUUGACCAUUACAAACCAUUGAUCUCAGCCCAGUGUUCCACUGGGAAAAAAGACGAGAACGGAGGAAGGCAGGGUGAGGAAUCUGUUGUGGUGCUGGCUCCAACUCCUGAGACCACCUUUCCUGUGAUUUUAAGUCCCCAAACGCCACCAUCUGCUGAACAGUGUGGACUCCCCCGUUCGCUCGAAGCCCACAGCCCGUCUAGGGUGCAAUUCUCACGACUUCCUGUCCCAACGGACCGGCAGAUUCCCAUCCAGGAUGGCAGUGUCAGUCACACAGUGUGUUGCAAGAGUCAAGAUAUGAAGGAACAAGAUGGCAACUCUUUCCACAGUCAGAACAUUGAGAGUCUGAGCAGGUACAAAAUGGAGAGCAACCCGAGAGGCUACUGCGUCAUAAUUAAUAACCACACCUUCGCAAAGAUGGCGGAACGCCGAGGAUCGCACGUGGAUGCAGAUCGGCUCAUUAGGAUCUUCAGGUGGCUUGGGUUUGACGUGGAUCCUCAGGAGAAUCUCACAGCUGCUGGGAUGCAAGGCCUGAUGAACAAGUACCAGGCGAUGGAUCACACGCUGCGUGAUUGCUUCGUCUGCUGCAUCCUGACCCACGGUGAGAAGGGUGUGAUGUGCGGCACAGAUGGUCAGCACGUCGCUAUUUCCGAGAUCACCUCCUUCUUCACGGGCAGGCAGUGCCCGACCCUUCGAGAGAAACCCAAGCUCUUCUUUAUUCAGGCAUGCCAGGGCACCAAGAAACAGGACAGCGUCGGGGUCGAGCUCAGCGGUGUCGGGGUCGAGCCCAGCGGUGUCGGGGUCGAGCCCAGCGGUGUCGGGGUCGAGCCCAGCGGUGUCGGGGUCAAGCACAGCAGCGUUGAGACCGAGCCCAGCAGCACCACGCUGGAGCAGGAUGCUGUAAGCACCAAUGCCACCAUCCCCGACGAGGCGGAUUUUCUCCUGGGCAUGGCGACAGUGGAGGGAUACGUCUCGUUCCGGCACAUUCAGCAGGGCACCUGGUAUAUCCAAUCACUCUGCGAGAACCUGGAGAAAUACAGCGCCAGUGAGGACCUGCUGAGCAUUCUGACCAUUGUCAACAGGGAUGUCAGUGGCAAAAAGGACAAUAAAGACAAGACCCAAAUGCCACAGCCUCGUUACACCCUCAGGAAGAAACUUUACUUCCCGGUGACCCAAACCUACACCAAUUUCAUGAACUCCUCAUAGUGUCUCCACUCCGGCACUGGGAGCAGCAUGGAUCCUGGAGGUUCCUGUGCUCUCUGGUGCUAAGUGGAGGGAGUGGGUGCUGAGGCUGGGUCGGAACUGUGCAAUCUUCCCUGUCCGAUUGGCUCUUUGUUUCAAUGUCAGUGCUGGUCAUUAACUUGAGCACUGGCUCUGUGUCUGGGUCUACUGUGAGUGAAGAGUUUAUGUGUCAUAUUAUUACCUGAAUAAUUUUAUAAUAAAUUUGGCUGUGUUUUCUAGCA